Messenger RNA from Papaver somniferum (opium poppy), 2598 nucleotides. Its product is annotated as F-box protein At4g00755-like. Gene Ontology annotation, molecular function: protein binding. Lineage: Eukaryota; Viridiplantae; Streptophyta; Magnoliopsida; Ranunculales; Papaveraceae. The record is from RefSeq and is a predicted model, not a curated record. The transcript has 11 exons. The coding region runs from base 107 to 901 and encodes 264 amino acids.
AGAGAUUUCUUCUUCUUACAUCUUAGCAAAUUAAUCUCUCAUCUCCUAUUCCAAUUUUAAAAACAAGGGUUUUAGUUCUCUACAAAGCUUGGUUCUGUUAAUUUGAAUGGAGGGUUCAAUUGAUUUUCUUCAAUUGCUUGAUGGUGACUUAUCCUCUAAAAUUCUCUCCAAUUUGGAUGAUCCAGCUGAUGUUGUUCGUGUUGCUUCUAUUUCACAUUCCUGGCGCCAUUUUGUGAUUGCAAGUGAAUUCUCCAAGAUUCUUUACUUAAGAUUGUUUCCAGAAACAUCAGGCGUUAUUGCAGCCAUUGAAGAAAACAAUAUAAUAGAGCCUUCGGAGGUCGAGACCACCGGUAGUGUGGAAGUGGAGAAGCUGAAGAAGAACCAUCAAAUUUAUGCUUUGCUAGCACGAGGUCUGGCUCCUUCUUUGACAAAAGAUUGCAUUUUCGAGGCUAUAAGUGCGUCUAGUACUGAUCAUUAUCCGGAAGAAAUGAUUCACCUCACUUUGGAACCUACUGAUAGAGUAUACAGGAGGCCUUCUUACUGGUCAAGUUUGGGAGAGAGUAAUCCUGAGGUUCCUGAGACGUUAACUUACAAAUUGGUGUCCAAGUUGUGUUUUAUUACUGAAAUCAACAUCCAACCAUUCCAAGUGUUUUACGAUGAUUUUCCGAUAUGUUCGGCCAAGGCCGUGCGAUUUCGAGUAGGACAUGUCAGGGAUUUACAGCGAGAGAGAUAUCUUAUAGGUGAUUAUAGGGCAGGUCGAAGAUCCAUUGAAGAUCAAGUAGUAUGGACAUACACUUCAGAAAAGUUUCCAAUGGUUCAGGAAAAUUGUUUACAAAAUUUCAAGCUACCAGAACCUGUUCUUGCCGUUGGUGGACUUCUGCAGAUUGAACUGUUUGGAUGAGUGGCGCUUGCAGUUGAUGACUUAUUCUACUUUUGUAUCACUCAGGUUCAAGUUGUGGGACGACCACUCAGAGAUGAUUUUGUUGCUGAGUUAAUUGAUCAGUCUAGGAAAUGCGUCUUGAAGUACAACCCAGAAACAGCCACUUGUAACAAUUGAAGCAUAUAAUUAUCUGAAGUUUAUGCAUCAGAUAUGGUGUAUUUAGAGUGUGAAAGCUGUCGUUUCUUAUUUUAUCUUUUGCAACUGUGUUUUCUCUGUGCCUAUAACUAAGACAGAAUCAGGUGUUUUAUAAAAAAUUUGUGAUAUUUUUCCUCAAUAAAAUUUGACAUCUUUCAUGGAAGUGGAAUCUAUUUCAAGUACUAAUCUUUUCGGAAUGUAGAUGAAGCAGUUGAGCUACCUCUUUCUUUUCUGAUGAGCUGCUUAAAUGUAGAUUUGGAGUCGGUUCUAUAGAUUUCUGACGAGUUGCUUAAAUGCAACCUUCUGAGAUUUCUGUUUCUUCUGCUAUUCUUGGCUUAACAGUGGCUGGUGAGGGUUUGGCUCUCCGAAGCUGUUGACUGGAAUGGCGGAUUCUAGGGAUUUUCUACCACUGCUCAACCAUGAUAUGUCAUUGAAAAUUUUCUCGUAUUUGGGAUCAGCUGACGUUGUUCGCGCUAGUGCUGUUUCACAUUCCUGGCGCGCAUUUGUGAUUGCAAAUGGAGUCUCUAAGAGUCUUUGCUUAAGGCGGUAUCCAGAAACAUCAUGCGCUAUAAAAGCCAUUGAAGAGGAGAAUAUAAUAGAGCCUUUGGAAGUCGAGACCAACGGUAAUGUGGAAAUGGAGAAGUUGAAGAAAAACCAUCGAGUCUAUGCCUUCCUAGCACGAGGUCUGGAUUACUAUGCGACAAAUGAUUGCAUUUUAGAGGCUAUAUGUGCGUCUAGUACAGAUAACUUUCUGGAAGAAAAUAUUCGCAACACUUUGUUACUUUAUAGGGGGGGAAUCUUACUGGUCAAGUGAAAGAGAGAGCAAUCCUGAUCUUCCCGAGACAUUGACGUAUAAAUUGGUACCCAAAUUGUGUUUCAUUACUAAAAUUAGAGUCCAGCUAUUUCAAGCCUCGGCCAAGGCUGUGCGAUUUCGAAUGGGCCACUUCAGGACGCCAGAACGAGAGACUGAUCUUGUUGGUGAUUAUGAGGCACAUCCCAGAUCCAUUGAAGAUCACGAAGUGUGGACAUACACCUCACAAAAGUUUCCAAUGCUUCAGGAAACUUGCUUGCAAAUGUUCAGUUUACCGAAACCUGUUUUUGCCAUUGGUGGACUUCUGCAGAUUGAACUGUUGGAUCGGGUUCCUGGCCCCUUACACGUGCGUGUGUCUCAAGUUGAAGUCGUGGGACGCCAACUCACAGGUGAUUUCAUUGUUGAGCCAAUUGGUUGCUCCGGGGAAUACGCCCUGAAGCAUAUCCCAGGUACAGAAUGUACCAGAUAUUAUCAAUGUGGAGACUGUGGUCGCUGCUGCCAGUGACAAACCUAUGAUGAAGAAGAGAGACAGAAGUGCUGAUUCUGUGUGUGCUUGUGGGAAGACUUUUUAAGUAAAUUCGUGUAUUUGGGUAGUAAAAAAAAAAAAGAAAAGUUAAAAAACCCAGAUUUCAUUCAUUAUAAUUUGAAUUUCUGAUAUCAAUAAAUUUUUGUAAAUUUCAUCAACAAUAAAAAAAAUAUUUCCCAUUUUAAA